Messenger RNA from Colletotrichum orchidophilum, 1320 nucleotides. Its product is annotated as serine/threonine protein kinase. Gene Ontology annotation, biological process: protein phosphorylation. Lineage: Eukaryota; Fungi; Ascomycota; Sordariomycetes; Glomerellales; Glomerellaceae. Gene Ontology annotation, molecular function: protein binding; protein kinase activity; ATP binding. The transcript has a single exon. The record is from RefSeq and is a predicted model, not a curated record. Bases 1 to 1320 code for a protein of 439 amino acids.
AUGCAUGACUUGGAAAUCCUCCGGUCCGGAAGCUAUCGCCGUCAAGGUCUGCAGAAGCUCAAAAUCACCGGAACUUUGGAUCAAUUCCCCCCUGAAAUUCUGGACCUGGCCGAAACCCUCGAAUAUCUAGAUCUCUCCGGGACUGGCAUUUCCGUCCUCCCGGAUGACUUCAGCCGACUGCGCAAGCUCAAGGUCGCCUUCUUUUCAGACUGUCAGUUUGCCGUGUUUCCCAAGCAGCUGUCAACGUGUCCCGAACUUGACAUGGUGGCAUUCCGCUCCAACGGCAUGACGGCCAUCCCGGAAGAUUCCUUACCGUCCAAGCUGCGUUGGCUCAUCCUCACAAACAACCGCAUCGAGGCACUGCCCAGAAGCAUCGGUCGCUGUUCUCGACUCCAGAAGUGCAUGCUUGCUGGCAACAAUCUCACAAGUCUACCGGAUGACAUGGCAGCCUGCAACAAACUUGGCCUGCUUCGUCUGUCCGCGAAUGACUUCUCCGACUUGCCGAAGUGGCUGUUUGAACUCCCCGAACUCGCCUUUCUAUCAGUGGCCGGUAACCCCUGUUGCUCCAUCAGUCUCGAGGAGGAGCUCGCUCUGCUGCGCAAGGUGGACUGGGAAGAUGUUGAAAUGAGGGAGUUGCUGGGUCACGGAGCCUCUGGCGACAUCUUCAAGGCGAGGUGGAUGCUCGCCGACUCCGUGGUAGAAGAGGUGGCCGUGAAGCUGUUCAAGGGAGAGGUGACGAGCGACGGGACACCUCUAGAUGAAAUGGGCGCCUGCUUGGCAGCAGGUUCGCACGAUAACCUCAUCAGCACUUUGGCUAGCAUUCAGGGCCACCCAGAGAAGCAUGGGCUCAUCAUGCAGCUCAUACCACCUCAGUAUAGGACUCUAGGCCUGCCGCCUUCCUUGCAGACUUGCACCCGAGACCGGUACGAUCCAAGCAAGAAGCUGUCAGUCAAGGUUGUUGUUGGGCUCUUGAGUGGCAUUGCUGCGGCUGCUCGUCACCUUCACAGCAGAAAGGUUUCUCACUGUGAUCUCUAUGCACAUAACAUUCUCUCCAACGAUGAGGGGCAUGCUCUGCUGGGCGACUUUGGGGCAGCAACGAUCUACGAGCACCUCGAUGGAUUCAACUUUGAGAAGCUAGAGGUCCUCGCUUUUGCUCACCUCAUUGAUGAUAUGCUUGGAGUGGUUCAAGCUGAGGAGAGCGAUCAUUUUCGGCAGACUCUGCAAAGCUUGCGGGAAUUGUACACCCGCUGCUCGAGCUCAACUGUCUCCGAGAGACCUACCUUUGCCGACGCAGUCUAUUUUCUCCGAACUUUGGUAUGA